Molecule: messenger RNA, 5486 nt
Organism: Pseudopipra pipra
Lineage: Eukaryota; Metazoa; Chordata; Aves; Passeriformes; Pipridae
Gene: ZC3H12D
Product: zinc finger CCCH-type containing 12D
Exons: 5
Coding region: 902-2803 (633 amino acids)
Cellular component (GO): nucleus; cytoplasmic ribonucleoprotein granule
Molecular function (GO): RNA endonuclease activity; metal ion binding; mRNA binding
Source: RefSeq, a predicted model, not a curated record
CUUCUGUCACUGGGUAGACCAAAAACUUACAUAGAUAGUGCGGUUCUGGAGAAGUAUGAAGUAGCUUUUUGCUACUUUUGCACACUCAUUUCUGAAUUACCAGUUUUUCUCUAUAAUAAAUAUAAGUGAAACUGCUUUCCACAUUGCCUAUUGGCUGCUUCCAAGCACUGCCCUGAGAGAUUUCAAAAAACAAGCUGCUUCCCUGAAUGUAAAAGCCCUCACUGAAAUAGCAAGUAACAGGAAAAGAGUAAGUCAGGCAUUAUCAGUGACAGAAUUUCAUAAUGUAUGCUUGUGUGCAUAGAGACAAACACAUGCUAGGAAAGACAAAACUAUAAAAAAUGUUCAGAGUUCCCAGAUACCUUGCAAACAGCGUGUUUCCUUAAAUCAUGGAUAAAAUGUACUAUACUUGUUAAGUUGCUGUGGCAUCUGAGCCCAUCCAAUAACAUCUGACAGAUAUUUAUCUCUGGCUGACAAACCACACUGAGCAAGUUGAAAAUCCCCCGGUUACACCGUCCUUGAUAUCAUUUCCUGUGAGGUAAGUCUGAAGAACCAAUUCACGCAUACAGGCUCUCUGUGUAGAGGCAGGCUGGCAUAGCUCAUGAAUUAAGAUGACACCUGUCUGACAUAAUGUUUGGAGAGUGACAAACAUUGUAUGGGACACUGGUGCUUUUAUAAGUGAGAGUGGACCAGAAAAAUGCUUUAAUACUGAGAGAAGACUGGACGGUCUUCUCAGAGAGAAGACAGAUGAUGUGAUGGUCUCUUUGCUGUGCACUAGGCAGACAACUGAGAUUACUGCACAUUCUUCCUUAACACCUGUGUUUGGUUGUUUCUAAUCUUUCCCUCCCUAAAGCUGAUGCCUGUUGGACAAGCCUAGGAAGACAGGAACACUGGGUUUAAAGGAAUGCAAAUGCCUGCUAAGAUGGCACUGGCUGGUUCAAUUUCUAGCAAACCGGUACCACCACGCUCCAAAAAAGUGUCUGCAGCAGGAGUGGAAGUGAAUCAGAGCAAGCUGGAUCUUUUCUGCAAGCUGGGCUAUGGUAAGCAGGACAUCUGCAAAGUGCUGGAGAACCUGGGCCCAGAGGCCCUGGAGGAUGAUGUGUUGAAAGAACUGAUUCGGAUGGGAAGUAAACCUCAAGCUCCGGAGAACCAGGUUCAGCCUUCCCCACUAAAACUUGUUGCCCGUGGAUCAUGUAGCACUACACCAGGGUUGAAGUGGCUUGGAGAAGACGAAAGUAAUUCUUCCGAUUCCUUGAGACCCAUUGUGAUUGAUGGCAGCAAUGUUGCAAUGAGCCAUGGAAACAAAGAGGUAUUCUCCUGCUGGGGGAUCCAGCUGGCGGUGGAUUGGUUUCGAGAGAGGGGGCACACAUACAUCAAGGUCUUUGUCCCACUCUGGAGAAAGGAGCCCCCUCGACAAGACAGUCCCAUUGCAGAUCAGCACAUUCUUGAAGAGCUCGAAAAGCAAUCGAUCCUUGUCUACACACCAUCUCGGAAGGUGAAAGGCAAGAGAGUAGUUUGCUACGAUGAUCGUUAUAUAGUGAAAGUUGCUUAUGAAAAAGAUGGAGUCAUUGUUUCCAAUGACCACUACCGGGAUCUCCAAAAUGAAAACCCUGAAUGGAAAUGGUUUAUUGAGCAGCGACUACUCAUGUACUCUUUUGUCAGUAACAGGUUUAUGCCUCCUGAUGAUCCGUUAGGCCGGCAUGGACCUACUCUUGAUAACUUCCUCAGCAAAAAGCCAGUGCUUCCUGAAAAAAAAUUGCAGCCUUGCCCCUAUGGUAAAAAAUGCACCUAUGGCAAUAAAUGCAAAUUUUACCAUCCAGAGAGACUACGUCAAGCUCAGCUUUCAGUUGCUGAUGAGCUCAGGGCCAAAACAAAGGUCCUGUUAACCCUGGGGAAAGAGGAGGAGAGAUGUAACUGCUCACUGUACAAGACCAGAGGAGAGCCUGCACCCUGUGAAGCCUGCACAGAAACUCUGCAAGAAGCCAGAGGCGGUGCAGGGCCUUCCUCCUACUCAGGGAGUUCCCAGAGGAGCUGUCCUGAGCAGAUAUCCAGUGCCUGGGCUGGUGGUCCCAGCUCUGACCUGGGGCUGGACCAGUGCUUGCCACAGCCAGAGCCGCUGCGAGACCAGCCGCUCCUGGAGCAGAUGUCAGCCAUGUCCAUUGGUGAUGGCACCUACAGCUAUAACUGGUCCAUACAAACCUCUCAGGACAGGGAGGUGAUGGACAACCCUCGUCACUGCGGUGACCUCAGGCACAAGCUGUUCUCACUUCACCACCCUCAUAGCUUGGACCACACCUGCUCACUGGGGCGCCCUUUCCAGCAAACAGUGCUCCCCGCUGGGCGAGGCGGGAUGUGCCCAGAGCACAGCUGGCCUCAUGAGUGCUGCGGCAUGCAGAGAACCGGGCAGAGGAGCUGCUAUGUCCCCGACGGUGCUCAGCACAAACAGACCCUGGGGACUCAGCAGCAUGUUUUGCUGCAGUCCACAGUUCUUCCCCCUGACAUGCUUCACUUGUACAGUGAGCACCAGCUGCAGCAGCAGCAGCAGCACUGUUCCCCCAGCCAGCCCCCACGGCAGCCCUUCCUGUUAGACUCCAGCCACAGACUGGGCUUCUUCCAGAAAGCCCGUGCUUACCCCAGUGCUUCUUACAGUGACUACUGGUGUGCCCCAGCUGAAAGGCCAUCCUCUGCCCAGCAAGUAAACAUACACAGGGAGCUGUGCUCCCUUUUUCCUUACAGCGAGAUGAACCAGGUCAUGACUUUGUACCCUGAUAUCAAAGAUAAGGGGACUGGAGCUCCUCCCCUAUGAAGACGGGCUGAGAAAGUUGGGGCUGUUCAGCCUGGAGAAGAGAAGAUUGCUUAGAGACCUCAUAGCACCUUCCAGUAUCUGAAGGGGGCUUAGAAGGAAGCCAGAGAGAGACUCUUCAUCACGAACUGUAGUGAUAGGACAAGGGGGAAUGGCUUCAGACUGAAAGAGGGUAUGUUUAGAUUAGAUGUGAGGAAGAAAUUCUUUUCUGAGGGUGGUGAGGCAUUGGAACAGGUUGCCCAGAGAAGUGGUGGAUUCCCCAACCCUGGCAGUGCUCAAGGCCCAUGUUGGAUGGAGUUCUGAGCAACCUGCUCUAGUGGAAGGUAUUCCUGUCCAUGGCAAGGGGGUUGGAAUUAGAUGAUCUUUAAGGUCACUUCCAACCCAAACCAUUCUAUGAUUCUAUCGUAUUGCUUGUUUGGCUUUACUGAUUCAAAAACACAGAAACCUGUGAAAUCUCUAGAGCAAACCUUUCCCAAUAAGCACAAGUCCUAGGGCAAACAGAUGCUACUCUGAGGUUUAACUAAGUGUUAUUGAAGUGUGUUAUGGCAAGGGUUGCAGCUGUUCCAGGAAUACAAGUAUCAACCAGCUAUGUUGCACAGGACAUCUAGUCAAGGCAAAGGCUGUCGUCCACUGCAGUGGGAUCGCAUUCCACCUCCCAGGAAAGGGAACAGCAAGGUUUGGGGUAACUGGGCUGUCAGCAUUUGAACCUCACUGGUGACUGGAUUCAGGAUGGCAUAGAGUUUCAUUAAUGCCCUGAAACAUAAGGCAUGUUUUUGAAGUCCCAACCUGUUGUUCAACUUCCACUGUCCUCAGUAACGGGCUCCCCCAUGACCUCCCCGUGACUACUUGCUCAGCUAGCAUAGAAAACUAUUUGGCCAUUUUCCCCUAACAUAGGGCUGUGCUCUCUGCUAGAAGGCAUCUUUGGGUCUGUGUUAUUAGCUGAUACAAGCCCAGCCUGAUAUAAGUGAGCUUUCAAAGACAUAUUUCAUGUUUAUUAAGCAAUGCUGAGAACACACAGAAUCACUAGCAGAAGUGGUGGAGCUACACCAGAGCCCUUGAAGGGAGCUGCAGGUACAUUUCUCAGGUACCACGCACAACAUAAGUCAACUCAAGGAAGUCAUCUUCAGUGUAACUCCUGAUGUGGACUGAGGGCUAAGGGUUGGUAAUUAAAAAAAUUCAGAAAUCCAAAUGAUGCCAAGAGGAGAAAAAGAAGAAAAAAGCCUUAAAGUGUCUCUUGUAUUGAAUAAGAAAACUAUUGUUGACUUAACCCUUUAUUACUAAAUGUGGCCCCAUAAUGCAAUUAUACAGAUAAUUUAUGAUUACAAAUAUUUAAAAUAUGUCCUGUUGGGACAUGUUUGAUUUUCAGUAAGCUGUAAAGCUGCUAAUUUCUGUAUUAUUCCACUGAAUUCUUCAGGUUAUAAUUCAAAUACUAAGGUUGACCCUGAGGGGUUUUGGCAUUAUACCAAAGUUUAAGUAUGUCAGUAUGACAUGUUUUAAAAAUGCUUUAACACAUUAUAGAACGUUCAUCUAUAACACUUUGUUCUGGAUAAUGUCUUCCUUAUUUUCUGGGGCUUGUUUGGGUGUUUUCUUGGUUUCAUUUGUUGUUUGGUUUUGUUUGUUUUCCAAUCCUCUUAGCACUGAUGCUUCAUCAUUCAGGUGGGAUUUUCAAACUCUCUGACUCUGAAGUAUUUAAUUUCUCUGAAGUGCAAUCAGUAUUGCUGGUUCCAGGCAGGAAUUAAACAUGGUCAUCACUGAGAAGCUGGAAUUCUCUUGCUUUUGAAAAUGGAGUAGUAAUUUACAUGUAGUGACAUUAUCACACAAUGCAUUUUUUGAAAGCGGUUUUCCCUCUGGAAACCACCACCAGCUCUUUUUUUUUGGUGGUGGUGUUUAAAGAAUCUUCAGGAAAUAAUAUACUGCAUCUGUUCAAUUUCUUUUGCCAAUGUGGUUGGCUCCAAGAAAUUAUAAUUUGGAGUUUGGAGAUAUGAUUUAUCUUCACAGAACUUGACAGUUUUUUCCAUUUGUCAUACGGAUUGUCAGAAUGGCUUAUAAACUUACCCACUGCAUAUUACAUAAAGAUUAGAAAUUGUAUUGAAAAAACCCUAUGGAAUAAAUUCCCCACGAAGUGCUUUGAAAAGUACUUCAGUUCUACAGCCAUGGUUAUUUGCACUGUGAUACACAAUGCAUCUCACCUACACAGAAGCAACUUGAGAUAUUUCAUGGAUUAAAUGCCUACAUUGUGCCUGGGCACAUCAGCUUGCCUUGCAACCUGUACCAGGUCUUUCUCAACUACUGCUGUACACAUACAUACACUUGCAGAGUGGAAAAAUACCUUUCACCUACUCAAACAAAGCAAGUCCCAAAUGACAGCAUUCAGAAAAUAUACCACAGCAACAGACCAGGAUAUAAUUGUUACAUGUCAACAUUUAUUUUCAUGUCUGGAGUGUACAUAUAUCUUCUGACACAGAAAGCAUUUAAAAAUCUACAGGAAAAUUGGCACACUGCCUCUAUAUGGUGCCCUCAGCUUGCUGGAGACGUGCAUAAGCUUUUCUCCUUUUCCUUUGAGGAUGCACAGGAAUUUGGUGGUUGUUCAAAAGCCUCUCUCAAUGUUCAAGAACUUAUUUUUCUUUCACUUCUGUCUUAUUUACUGAGGAAUCUUUUAGUAAAGUACAUAGAAUGUGCAUUCUGC